AUGGAAGAUUCCCUUGUCACAGUUAGAGCUUUACUUUUUUCUCUUGUUGUCGGGCUAUUGAUUAUAUGGGGAUGGAGGGUUUUGAACUGGGUAUGGCUGAAGCCAAAGAAGCUCGAAAAGUGCCUGAGACAACAGGGUUAUUCUGGAAAUUCCUACAGGUUCUUGUUCGGGGAAAUCAAGGAGAUCCUCACCAUGACCAGACAAGCAAGAUCCAAACCUAAGUCGUCCAUUACUGAUGACAUUGCCCCAUAUGUCAUUCCUCACUAUCAUCAAACUGUCAAGACUUAUGGUUUGUCUAAUAUCGCUGGGAAGAAUUCGAUUCAGUGGUUUGGUCCCAGUCCAAGGAUUACAAUCACUGACCCUGAGUUGAUACGAGAGAUAUUUACAAAAUACGAGUUUCAGAAGCCUCGUGUUAACCCCCUUCUCCGCUUACUUUUUAGUGGCCUUCUAACCCUCGAGGGAGAUGAGUGGGCUAAGCAUAGAAAGAUUAUUUCCCAUGCUUUUCAUCAAGAUAAAUUGAAGAGCAUGUUGCCAGCAUUCUAUGAAUGUUGUACCGAGAUGAUCGACGAAUGGGAGAAGAUGGUGUCCGUAGACGGCUCGAGUGAGGUCGAUGUGUGGGGCCUUGUCUCGUAA
This is a messenger RNA of Hibiscus syriacus, 633 nucleotides long. RefSeq names its product cytochrome P450 72A15-like. The record is from RefSeq and is a predicted model, not a curated record. NCBI's taxonomy places the organism in Eukaryota, Viridiplantae, Streptophyta, Magnoliopsida, Malvales, Malvaceae. Gene Ontology annotation, molecular function: monooxygenase activity; oxidoreductase activity, acting on paired donors, with incorporation or reduction of molecular oxygen; iron ion binding. Bases 1 to 633 code for a protein of 210 amino acids. The transcript is spliced from 3 exons.